Messenger RNA from Geodia barretti, 645 nucleotides. The record is from the annotation of a GenBank genome assembly. NCBI's taxonomy places the organism in Eukaryota, Metazoa, Porifera, Demospongiae, Tetractinellida, Geodiidae.
AUGUGUCAGUAUGCUGCAGACCUGGACAGAUGGUUUGUGUUGGGUCGUCUCAGUCAACUCUCCUGGACCAUCAACUCCCAUUCUCCCCUCAACUUUACCAUCCAGUAUGGAGACGGGGAGGUGGGGCCUGACAUGACCACACCCAGGAAGAGUUUGGUGACCUUUUUGCACUCUGACUCCAGUGACACGGAGAUAGAGUUUGUCAAGGAGGAGCCACAGCUUGUCUAUCAUUUCCAGGUGACAGGCAGUGUAGUGAAGGCAGUUGAUCACUACUCUCCAUGUGGAGGGAAGACGAGAGAGGACGGAGGAGUUCAGGUUGGACCCAUCGGAAUAGCCAUCAUUUUCCUGUGAGCCUUAGCUAUAAGGGAGCAAAAGAAGUCAGGGAGAAAAAGGGACAUUUAUGCAUACAUGAAUGAUCUACCAAAGAGUGCUUAUAAUUAUAUCAUGCAUGGAAAAACUAAAGGAUCUGUGAAAGUUGGUAUAUAAUGUUAUGUAAGCUCCGCUCAGAAUAUCUUCUCACUUUGUUCCUCCUCUUUUCUGUGUAUAUGUAGUAUGUAAGUCAAGCGCAAGGUGUUAUUUUUUGCGUAAAUGGUUACACUUAAAACACCUGUAAAGUAUUCAUGUAUAAGCUACUCAUCUCCACCC